Molecule: messenger RNA, 4380 nt
Organism: Lactuca sativa (garden lettuce)
Lineage: Eukaryota; Viridiplantae; Streptophyta; Magnoliopsida; Asterales; Asteraceae
Gene: STI
Product: AAA-type ATPase family protein
Biological process (GO): DNA-templated DNA replication; DNA repair
Cellular component (GO): DNA polymerase III complex; DNA replication factor C complex
Molecular function (GO): DNA-directed DNA polymerase activity; ATP binding; DNA binding
Source: RefSeq, a predicted model, not a curated record
AAAAGUGAGAUGAAUCCGGGGACAAAAGCAGAAGAAUCUUUUUGAAGGGGACUAUCAAAUGUGCCACUGUUGAGAGGGAAGAACCCAAGUUCCACCUUUUACCCCCAAUCUUUUCUCCGAUUUCGAUGAAAUGUUGUCUCAAAAAUCCUCUUUUUCCCUCCCCAAUUCGAAAAUCAUCUCCUCCAAACCCUAAUUUCUACUAAAUGUACAUUUGUACUUUAUAGCUUUACACGAAUCUGUCAGAUCUGUGGCAUUUACAUUUACUCAUUCUUUUGAUUUUCCGAAGUUUUUCUGCAACUCAUUGGAGCCGCAGCAGCAAGAAAAUGUCUGCAAAUCGCAGUGGUAGUUAUAGUGGCGGCCUUGUUGAUCCCAGUAAUCUGCAUCUGAAGAAGGAGUUAACUCAGAUUAGGAAAGCUGCUCGUGCUUUACGAGAUCCUGGUACGACUUCCUCAUGGCGGUCUCCCCUCAGUUCAUCUAGAUCCACCACCGCCGUUGCUGUAGCAGCAGCAGCGGCCGCUUCUUCUUCCGUCACCAAUGCCCCAAGCAACCAUUAUAAUCACCAUUAUAGGAACAACACUAGUUACAGUAUAGAAGAAACCGAUGAGAAUAAUGUUAACGACAUCAGCAACAGCAUCAACAACAAUGUUAGUGGUAGCAGUAAUAAUAAUAAUAAUAAAAAUAGGAGGAAUGAGAAGAAGGUGUUUUUGUAUAAUUGGAAAACGCAGAGAUCGGAGAGUGAGAGGAGCGCUUCCGUGACGGGGCAAACAGAUGACACUACCAGAAGGCCAAUACACCAACAAAGAGGAAAUGUUGAUGACGGAAUCGGUGAUUGUGAUGAGAGUGUCGAUGACAGCUUGAGCGAUGCCCGAAAUGAUGGAGAUUUGAAGAGUGUUGCUGCUGAUGAUCACAGGUACGCAUUGUCAUCUUCAAAGAUGUUCAAUAAUUGCAAAGAUGCAACUAGUCUCACAACACCACCUGUUAGGAGGGCAUCAUUGAUGAAGAAGAAGCCAAAGAAAACAUCACAUGCGUCUGCUGCUUUAAAACUUCAACUGCAGAGACAGCUAAGCCUAGUUGACCAAUAUGAUGAUGUUAAUUCGGAUGAUAUAGUUGUUAAAGGGUCCUCAGUGACAUCACCAUUGUUGUCAAGGCUCAAAUCUUCAAAAUUGUUGAGAGGUGGUAGUAGGAAAGACGAUUCAUCUUACUGUUAUAGCACCCCAGCUUUAUCCACAAGUUCUUUCAACAAGUAUUGCAUUAGGAAUCCAAGCACAGUUGGAUCAUGGGAUGCAACAACUGAUGGAGAUGAAGGAUUAGGUUAUGACUAUGAUGAUGAUGAUGAAGAUGAUCAGUUGGAUCUACCAGGUCGCCAUGGAUGUGGGAUUCCUUGUUACUGGUCUUCCUCCAAGAGAAGUACCCCAAAACGUGGUGGGGUUUGUGGUAGCUGUUACUCACCUUCAUUUUCAGAUACAUUGAGAAGAAAAGGAAGCAGCAUGUUGUGUGGUAGCCAAACCAUGUACCAUAGGCGAUCAUCAAUAGGUGCUUACAACAAGAAGAGACAUGUCCACAAAUCUUCCCAAGGUCUUGUUCCAUUGCUAACAAAUGGUGCAGAAAGCAGAGAUCGUUCAUCUAUUGGGACAGAUGACGAGCUUUCAACUAACUAUGGAGAGCUUGAUUUGGAAGCUUUGAGUCGAUUAGAUGGAAGGAGGUGGUCAACAAGCUACAGAAGUCAAGAAGGUUUGGAGCUUGUAGCUGUAAAUGGAGAAAGAGAAGGUGAUUCUCCUUCAUCUCUUGAUAAUAUCAACUGCUACAGCCACAAGUAUAAGCCAAUGUUCUUUGAGGAUUUGGUUGGGCAGAAUGUUGUAGUCCAAUCACUUGUGAAUGCUAUCAUGAAAGGAAGAAUUGCUCCAAUUUAUCUUUUCCAAGGUCCACGUGGCACUGGGAAAACAUCAACUGCAAGAAUCUUUGCUGCAGCCUUGAAUUGCCUUGCUACUGGAGAUACAAGACCUUGUGGGAUUUGCAGGGAAUGUGCUGAGUUUAUUUCAGGGAAGAGCCACGUCAUCACUGAAAUGGAUGGAUCCAAUAAGAAAGGGAUUGAUAAAGUUAGAUAUUUGAUGAAGAAACUUCAAAUGAAUGUGGGUCUUUCUACAUCAACCUUUACAAGGCAUGAGGUUUAUGUUAUUGAUGAGUGUCACUUGUUACCUUCUAAAUUAUGGUUGGCUUUCCAGAAGUUUCUAGAAGAACCACCUCCAAGUGUGGUGUUUAUCUUUAUAACUACUGAUCUUGACAAUGUGCCACGUGCUGUUUUGUCAAGAUGCCAAAAGUAUCUUUUUAGCAAAAUUAAAGAUAGCGACAUAGUUAACAGAUUGAGGAAAAUCUCAGUGGAUGAGAAUUUGGAUGUGGAAGAGGAUGCAUUGGAUUUGAUUGCAUUGAAUGUAGAAGGGUCAUUGCGAGAUGCUGAAACUAUGUUGGAUCAGUUAAGUUUAUUAGGAAAGAGAAUCACCACUGAUUUGGUGAAUGAACUUGUAGGAGUUGUCUCUGAUGAGAAGUUAUUGGAACUUCUGGAGUUAGCAAUGUCAUCAAACACAGCUGAAACUGUGAAAAGAGCUAGAGAACUAAUGGAAUUGGGAGUUGACCCUAUGGUCCUCAUGUCUCAAAUGGCUACACUUAUUAUGGACAUUAUUGCUGGAACAUAUCAAGUAAUUGAAGCUAGUGCUGACUCAUUGUUUGAUGGUAGAAGCUUGACAGAAGCAGAAAUUGAAAGAUUAAAGCAUGCAUUAAAACUUCUUUCUGAGUCUGAAAAACAAUUAAGACUUUCAAGUGAAAGGUCAACAUGGUUCACAGCAACCUUAUUACAGCUAGGCUCAGUCCCAUCAGCGGACCCCACUCCUUCCGGAAGCAGUAGAAGACAAAGCUCAAGGACUACCGAAGAUGAUCCAUGUGCUACUUUCCGAGAUAUAUAUUUUCAAAAACAAAGGCAAGAUUCCCAAUAUACCCCUCAAAAAUCUACCCCUAUGUACCCCCCUAAGCCUAUCCGCCAAAAUUCAACUAGCCCAAAAGAUACCCUUCUAUCAAUGAGGCAGCUCAUGAAUGGGGAUGCAAUUGCAGCAUCAUCUGUCCCACAUGAUGAUGAUGAUGAUGAUGAUGUCAUAAUUGGAAAUAAUGUAUCGAAACGUAGUAAUUCAAAUAUAUUGGAUGAUAUUUGGGCACGUUGCAUUGAAAAGUGCCAUUCCAAGACUCUGAGGCAACUGCUUCAUACUUAUGGGAAUCUGGUGUCGAUUUCUGAAGAUAAAGGAAUUCUUGUUGCUUAUAUUGUGUUUCGGGAUAAAGAUAUAAAAAGUAGAGCUGAAAGGUUUCUUAGUAGCAUCACAAACUCAUUUGAAAUGGUUCUCCACCGCAACAUAGAAGUCAGAAUCAUAUUACUUUCAGAUGACGGGCCCACACCAAAACCCAAUCCGGAUUCCCUUCAAGAACCACAAAAGGGACCACGAGGAAGCUUUCAUGAUUCCGACGGAAAGAUGUCCGGAAUCAUCAAUUCCAGAGCUGCAUCCCCACUUGUUGCAAAAGGGAGAAAGCCCCCCAAAACCGGGAAUCCGGUCCAAAGAAUAGAAUCCAUCAUUCACGAACAGCGGUUAGAAACCGCGUGGUUACAAACUGCAGAAAAGGGCGGAACUCCCGGAUCGUUGAACCGGUUGAAACCGGAACGGAAUCAGGUUUUACCGCAAGAUGGCGGGGACCACCAGCGGCAGAUGGUGGCGAUGGACCCGUUGUCACAGGAGAAAUGGGAAGACGAGUUGACCCGUGAACUUAAUCUUUUGAAGAUAAAAGACGGAAAUACCCUUUCGAAGGAACAUAUUGGGCGGCAGUAUCCGAUGUCACCGAGCUUGUUGCAUGAUGGCAGUUUAGGGGGCAAGGGAUAUGAGUCUGGAUCAGGAGGUGGUGGUUGUUUCUGUUUUAACAAGAGGCGGAAUAGGAGGGGGAAGGUAAACUGUUAGAUGAAGCCCGGAACACCGGUUGGCCCACGAAGAGGAGCAAGAUUUUUAUUGUUUGGGGAGUGUGGAAAGUCAGGAAGGACAGAUCACAGAUCUAGAAGAUGACUGUUUAAAAAAGUCAAAAUUCCAAUCCAAGGUCAUAAUAUUUUCAUAAUUUAAUGCUUCUUGUAGUUUGAGGAGGAGGGAGAUACAUGUAAAGUUUUAACAACUGGGAUUUUCUGCAUUUUUCCUAUUUUUUUUUUAAAAUUUUAUUUUGUGAGAAAAAUAAAGGUGAAGACUGAAGAGGGACCAUUCUUUCUUCACUUCCCUUUCAACUUGCACUUGAUGUGGUAUGCUUAUUGGUAGUUGUUUUGAGUUAAAUGCAAUAAAAUAACAACGAACUUUUAUUGAUUUA